Athalia rosae (coleseed sawfly) is the source of this 919-nucleotide messenger RNA. Its product is annotated as protein SREK1IP1-like. The record is from RefSeq and is a predicted model, not a curated record. The transcript has 2 exons. Bases 225 to 698 code for a protein of 157 amino acids. Gene Ontology annotation, molecular function: zinc ion binding; nucleic acid binding. Lineage: Eukaryota; Metazoa; Arthropoda; Insecta; Hymenoptera; Athaliidae.
CCGAACGGUGGCCUUAGUAUUCGUGGCAUGGCAUCCUACCCAACUCAUAUCACAUCGUGUCGACUUUAACCUCAUCUCUGUAAUCGUUGUUUUUCUAUUGAAGUAUAGCAUCUCGUCGUAUUCGUCUCUCCUUCACUCCUUCUAUAGUUUCCAAAGCUUGCCAGUCAGAAUUUGUGUUGAAGCUUCCUAUUUCUUCGUGAAUUGGCGAUAGCAGCUGAUUUAUCAUGGAUCCAGAGUUUCUUUCGCGACUGAUACCACAAAGCAAAGAACAAGUUAGACCAGCUUGCAAGAAAUGCGGCUAUGCAGGUCAUCUGACAUUCCAGUGUCGGAACUUCAUCAAAGUUGAUCCGAACAAAGAAAUAGUGCUGGACAUUAGCAGCACAAGCUCAGACAGUGAUGAAAACUACUUGUCACCCUUAACUGAGUUGAGGGAGAAGGAGCUGUCGAAGAAACGGAAAAAAGCCAAGAAGAAAUUAAAGAAGGAAAAGAAGCGUGGUAAAAAGUCUAAGCGAGAACGAGCCAAAUCCAGGUCUAGAUCUAGAUCAAGUUCUGUAACUUCGGAUCCCAGGUCGGAGUCAGAGUCGGACUCAUCUGAUAGUGAGAAGAAGAGGCACAAAAAAAAAAGUAAAAAAUCCAAGCGCAAAAAACAUAAGAAGCGCAACUCCUCUGACUCUGAUAGCGACAACAGUGAUAACUGAUGAUUAAAUAAAUAACUUCCAUGGCUAAUCAAUAAUAUCGAAUAAUCAUCUACUUUUACUUCAGAUUUAAGCUAUUAUUGGCAUUCAUUCUGAAGUCCUCCCAACAACAAAAUUUUUUUAAUAUUUAAACCUAACUGUAUGUUCUCGAACUUUCUGAUGUAAAAUAUUUGACGAUGUACCAGUACUUCCUGAGAAAUUUUUCAAUAAAUGAUUACCUUUUA